UAAUAAAUCUUUUGAUAAUGAAAAUAAUUCAAAUUUUAGUGAUAACCAAGAAUCUAAUAAAGAAUCAAAUUCUGAUAAUGAACAAGAAUUUGAUUUUGAGUAUGAAUUGGAUUAUUUUGAAUAUGAAAUAACUCAAGAUAUUGAAAAUUCAAAUAGUUAUGAACAAACACAAGAAAAUUAA
Molecule: messenger RNA, 181 nt
Organism: Scutellospora calospora
Lineage: Eukaryota; Fungi; Glomeromycota; Glomeromycetes; Diversisporales; Gigasporaceae
Source: the annotation of a GenBank genome assembly